CUUGGAGUUCAUUGAUUUGAAUAUGUUUCAUUGAAUAAAUCAAAGGUGGUGGUGGUGAACUUAUGGUAGUGGUGGUGCUGGACUGGUGGUUGUGGCGGUGGUGGUUCUUCAACAAAGAAAGAAGGGAUUUGAAGUUGAACUUGGCUAUUUUACCGCCAUUUGUGCUUUAUAAUGCUUUCUUUAAAGGGCAAAAACGUCAGGUUAUUUUUUACAAACGUAAUUAUCCGGAUAUUUUUUUGUCGGCUGCGAGUGGAAUGAUUAGCCUUAAUUUCGGCCGUCCAUUUCACUCCGCUGCCGGCCGGAGUCCACGGCGGGGUUCCGAGAAACCAGCCACUCGCCUAACAAUAUCAUGUUCCAGUUCUCUUCUCCCGAAUAAGUUUAAGAGGGCGUACACGAGUGUGAUGAUAGUGCCAACUGGAGUAGGAGCGGCGAUUGGCGGCUACGCCGGAGAUGCUUUGCCGGUGGCUCGAGCCCUCGCUUCUGUUGUUGACUGCCUCAUCUCUCAUCCCAAUGUUCUUAAUGCAGCAAUGCUUUACUGGCCGAUGUCGAAUGUCCUAUACGUAGAGGGCUAUGCACUGGAUAGAUUUGCCGAAGGGCUUUGGGGACUAGAACCAGUUCAUCAGAAUAAGGUAGGGCUAGUUCUUGAUGCGGGGAUAGAAGAAAGCCUUCGUGUUCGUCAUUUACAGGUGGUGGAUGCAGCUAGGGCUUCUCUUGGUUUGCCCGUUAUUGAAUAUACUGUCACAGAUGCUGCUCUGCAGGUGGAGAAAUGGAUAGACCCCAAGAGUGGACAAUCAACUGGUAGAAUCCAACGUCCCGAUUCCCUAUUAAGGGCAGUGGGGACAUUAGUAGAGAGAUCUGGAGUGAAUGCCGUAGCAGUCGUGGCACGUUUCCCCGAUGACGACAAUAGUGAUGAUGAUGUGGAAAAUUAUCGACAAGGGAAGGGAAUUGAUGUAUUGGCAGGUGUAGAGGCUGUGAUAAGCCAUCUAGUGGUGGAGAAAUUCAAGAUUCCUUGCGCGCAUGCUCCUGCAUUAUUACCUUUCCCGUUGAGUCCUUCAUUAUGCCCAAAAUCAGCUGCUGAAGAGAUAGGGUACACGUUUUUGCCAUGUGUGCUAGCUGGGCUGAGUUCUGCUCCGCAGUACUUGGUGCAGAAAGAGUCGUUGGGAAGAAUGAGCAGUAGUAUAGUAGUAGGUAGUGAUGUUGACAGUGUGAUUCUACCGGUAGAUGCUUUUGGAGGAGAUGCUGCUCUUGCGUUUGCUUCAAUGAGAAAUAAUAGGAGGCCACUUAUAAUUGCUGUUGAAGAGAAUGAAACGGUUCUCAGCGAUACACCUGAAAAACUUGGUAUUACAGCGGUGAGGGUAUCGAAUUACUGGGAGGCAAUAGGAGUUGUUGCAGCUCACAAGGCAGGAAUAGACCCCUACUCCCUCAGGAAAGACAGAAUCGACAACGUACCACAUUCUAUUAUUAAUACUAAUACAUCUUCCAACAAUGCCUAUGCUGCUGCUGCUGCUGCUGCUGCUGUGUGUGAGACCAUUUCUUAGCUUAAAUAUCGACAGGCCAAGUUCAUUUUCUGUGUAUUCUUGCACUCAAAUAUUCUUUCUAGUUCAUACUCUUAGUACAAUCACUCUCUGUUUCAUUCUUACAUACUUCACACUUCACAUACAUUAAUAAAAAUGAUUGAAUUUUUCACACCUACAUUA
Molecule: messenger RNA, 1697 nt
Organism: Erythranthe guttata (spotted monkey flower)
Lineage: Eukaryota; Viridiplantae; Streptophyta; Magnoliopsida; Lamiales; Phrymaceae
Gene: RAP
Product: RAP domain-containing protein
Source: RefSeq, a predicted model, not a curated record